Molecule: messenger RNA, 3336 nt
Organism: Aspergillus fischeri NRRL 181
Lineage: Eukaryota; Fungi; Ascomycota; Eurotiomycetes; Eurotiales; Aspergillaceae
Product: putative sensor histidine kinase/response regulator
Exons: 5
Coding region: 1-3336 (1111 amino acids)
Biological process (GO): phosphorelay signal transduction system; phosphorylation
Molecular function (GO): phosphorelay sensor kinase activity
Source: RefSeq, a predicted model, not a curated record
AUGCCACUGUCUGGCUCUGCGGUGUCACCUCCGAUGAGCACUGCCCAAGGAACAGUCCUAGAGCAGGAGGAAUUUCGUUUGUCUCAUUCUCAGGAUGGAAUCAACGAGCCCCUUGAGGCAGCCAGUGCGCGAGGUACAAUCCGUAGGCGAGACAAGUCAAAUUCAGCGGCUUCCUUGAUCGCUUACGCACAAUUGGCGACGUAUCGGUUCAGCUGCAGCCAGUCGUUUGUGGUUCGUUUCGAGCGAGGACAGGCAAAUAUUAUUGCGGAAGCAUCACCUUCUCUCCUGUUAGAGGGAGAGGGCGGGGUUGGCGUUGAUGAGGGUCACCGGGAAGUAAAGGUGUUGAGCCUGCGCCUGGCUGAGCCUUGUGUCGUCGAUACUCCCAACGUUACUGCCAACAGCACUCAAUGUGUCAUUCGUGAUCUCACGCAGGACAAUCCUUCUGACAACCAGGAGAUCCAGUUCUUCGCAGCGGUCCCGAUUCAUGAUGCGAACAAAGAUACUACUGGCGCUGUUUGUGUGGUAGACAAGACGCCACAUCUGAAUUUUGGAGACAGGGAGGUCGCAAGCAUGCAGGAGAUUGCUGACCUGGUUGCUUGUAACAUCAAGGAUAGGUCGGCUGAAGAGCACCACCUUCAAGCAGAGCGGCUCAUCAAUGGUCUGACCGCUUUCGUCAGCGGUCAGGUCGUCCCUGACCUAGAGCAAAGCUAUCACUUCAAGAGACGGCCAUCAUACCUUCCUGGUAUCGAUGAUCUUUCGCUCUCUGAGAAAUGUAGCGUGGGCUCGCCACAAUACACGCAUCCUCAAACCCCGGGGACCCCGCCAAACCAGUUCUUCUCAAGAAUCCACGGAAGGAGGAACUCGGUGACUGUUAUCGAAGGAAGCACAGUAUCCCACUCAAUGUCGCUUUUGUUCUCCCGUGCUAGUGCUUUACUUCAGAAAUGUAUGGAGCUGGAUGGCGUCCUUUUUCUGGACGCCACUCGAAGUAACGCUCGAAGGUUGGUCUCGCCUGACACUGCUCGUCAUCAAUCUAACGUCUCUAGCUCCUGCUCUCCUAGCAUGAGUGACCUGGAAGUACUCUCCAAGGACGGCGAUUCCUGCAUCAACUCUCCGGGCCUAUCCUCAGCCGGCCCUUGGCGAGAGAGGGUAUGCGAGCCUUUGGGCUGGGCGUCAUCGGGAUCUGCAAAUCGCUGUACCUCGCAAUAUUCGAUCCCAGAAGGCUUGCUGCAUGACUUGUUUGCCGCGUACCCAAAAGGCACCAUCUUGAAUACCAGCACCCUCGUUGGCUGUACUAGUCAGAAAUGUGGUCAUGGCACGGACGCAAAGGGAUCGCGUCAUCACGCGAUCAUCCUUCGUCUGGUACAAGACCUUCCAGAGGCCAGGUCACUCCUUUUUCUCCCAAUGUGGAACUGGAAUACAUCGCGCUGGCUGGCUGGUGCCCUCUUGUGGACAUGUGACAGUCAACGACCUUUUGAACAAAGCGAUUUGUUCUAUGUCAAGGCAUACGGUGACGCAAUUGUAUCCGAAGCAGCUCAAAUGGACUGGCAGGCGACGGAGAAGUCCAAAUCAGAUUUAUUGUCAUCUGUCAGCCAUGAGCUAAGAUCACCACUCCAUGGCAUGCUUGCCAGUGUAGAGCUGUUGCACACCACAGAUCUUCAACCGGCUCAGCAGGAUAUGCUCACGAUGAUUGAAACCUGCGGCCUGACACUGAUGGAUACGUUGAAUUAUCUGCUGGAUUUUACGAAAAUCAACAAUCUGACCAGUGCGGACGCAAAGAAUGACGGGGAUACUGAAACCUCUCUAGCCGAUCUAGCAUGCGAAUUCGAUUUGGACACUCUGGUAGAGGAUGUGGCGGACACCCUGUAUGCAGGUCAUCGGUCCCUGAUUAAUGCUUCCCAAGUCGCCGGUCGGUACCUGCCUAGCGGGUCAACAGUGGGAAUUAGAUCUGCCAAGGGCACCGAGAGCGCCACGGAAUCGAACGACUUAUCAGUGAUUGUGCGGGUUGAGCCAGGAAACUGGAAAGUGCGAUCCAUUCCUGGCGGAUGGAGACGGAUUGUCAUGAACCUGCUGGGCAAUGCAUUCAAGUUCACCAAGUCUGGUUUCAUUGAGGUCACCCUCGCCAGGAAGAUUGAGAGAACUGGCGGCACGAAGAGGGUGUAUGCUUAUUUGACAAUCACAGAUACCGGAUGUGGCAUCUCUCCGGAGUACCUGGAGCACAAACUAUUUCAUCCAUUUGCCCAGGAGAACAUCCUGACGGAAGGGGUUGGCCUGGGGCUAAGUAUCGUCGACCGACUAGUCACAAAUGCGGGUGGCCAGAUUGACGUGAAGAGUACCGUCGGUACUGGAACUCAAUUCGAAGUGUACAUCCCAGUUGAAUUCGUCGAUACGCUGGAGGAAGGUGCUUCUGAGCAAGAGCAGCCACAGAGCGUGUCAGCCUCUCGAGUUAGUCUGGUCGGCCUGAACGUGUUUUCCAGUAUGAAGACGUCAAGCCGAAGGCUGAGUGUUGACACGAAGAGGAGGCUGUCAGUUCGCAGUGCACUGAGUAAUGCAAUCCUCAGCCAACCUGGCUGGACAGUCUCCUUUGCCGACACUUUGUCUCAAGCGAAGGGCGAUAUUGGUAUUGUCGAGGAGAGCAGUCUUGCUGAGAUGGCAGACCUAGAGCAAAUAACUACAAACCUGAAGGCACUGAUCAUACUAGGACAGUAUGGUAGUAGUCUAUCAGUCGAUCCUGUCACGAAAGAACUGGAUGUGGUCUACGUUCCUCAACCACUCACGCCUCGAAAAAUCAUCGGCGCCCUACAUACACUUUCCAGCUUGCCCGAAGCAUCGAAACAGAUCGGUAGUGCCGAUAGUACGCCACAUCGUCAGCGCAGCUUAUCGGAAGCUUUUGCCCUGGCCAAACAGACCGAGUCACCACCAGUGGUGGAGGAAUCCGUAGACGAGUUCCGUGCCUCGACACCCAAGGCCUCAACAACGAUCGAUCGUCAUGUCCUGAUUGUGGACGAUAAUGACAUCAACAUCAAAAUCUUGGCUACUUUUAUGCGCCGCAUCGGCUGCAGCUAUGAGACAGCGAACAACGGACUCGUGGCGCUGGAGAAGUACCAGCAGGCCCAGCGCCAGUUCAACUAUGUCCUGAUGGUUAUGGACGGGAUCAUCUCCACAAGCAAGAUUCGAGAGUACGAAGAGGAGAAUUCCCUCCCCCGGGCUGCCAUCAUGGCUGUGACAGGAGUCGCGUCGGCGACAAUGCAGCAACAGGCAUUUGCCGCGGGGAUCGAUGAUUAUCUUGUGAAACCUCUUUCACUGCGUGAUUUAAAACGAGUGAUGAAUAUUGCAUGA